AUGACUGAGGUCGGGCCUGCCGAUCGAUCGAGGCUCUUGCGGUCAAAGAAGACGAGCGCAGUUCUUUGCCGCCGCCGCUGCGCCGACACCCUACCAAACUAUGAGAUCGCGAGCCCCAACGCGCCGAAUGCGAGCCCCAGCGACUUCAAUGCUUACGAUCAUUCCAGCGUCUUGCAGGGCAAGAAAUUUGGCGACGCCAAUGUCUCCAGCGCACCCGCGUUAAAUCUUAAUGGCCUCGCUCGAUUCUUCCGAGUGGCAGGAAUAUGGGGGAUUUUACCUGAUGGCCAGCCUAUCGCCGCAGCGGCGAAUGGCGCGAGGCCAACCGGAGCUGGUGUAUCAACGCAACCAACCGCACCGAUCCAAUCCUUGGGAAGCGUAUCGGCGCCGCUCAACGACGAUAAGAGGCGACCGGCAUUAGCACCGAGCACUCUCGUUUCUAGCGCAGCCUCGACACCACCCGCCGUUGCAUCCCGCGAAGCGAAGCCCAAGAUCGCAGCAUCGUCGCCACAGAUCCCUCACCCGUCAACAACGGCAGGCGUCACGACCCGACCAGCCAUUGAACACGGAAUAAAUGGGGUUGCGGAGAAGUCUGCUCAAAAACACGCCUCCGCCCCGCCGGUAUCCGCCGCCGCGACGACGAAGCCAGUACCAGUCGCCGAGACACGAGCCCCCAACCUCUCGCUGGAUCGCCCGGAGAAGGAGGAUGCCCAGUCUGUGCUAACCGAGAAGAAGACCGCCACUGACCAAGAUGCCGUCAUGUCUGCAACCCCGGCUCCGGUUGAGGGCAUGGACGUGGACUCGCGCAAGGCGGAUGUUCCUACGAGGGCGCCUGUCGCAAAACCUGCUCCUGCGGAAGUGAAGCCAUCAUCCCAGUCGGUACCAUCUCCUCAACCUUUCCAGCAGGCUGUCCCACACGUAGCGGAGACUCGUCAACCUGAGAGGGCAGUAACACGAGUAUCAUCUGGCGCCCUUCGUCAGAAGUCCGUUUCCGAGAUUCUCGGUGGAACCCUCAAGUCGCAACGCCCGCUGGCAGCAGAGAAGGCGGUGCCGGGCACGAAGAGUGCACAGGGCUACCCCACGACACCGUCGACCUCGCGGCCCAAGGGCCAGUUUGAGAAGCGACGGGAAAGGGACCGGAAUCAAGUAUCAACGGUGGUGUUUGGAAAGCAAUCCAAGCGUUCCGAUGAUAAGUCGAUCGCGAACCAGAAACAUCAAGGGACUUCGCCGGCGGAUGAUUACUUCACCCCCUCUUUAUCGAAGAGCAUCUCCUCUUCAGAUGCUAUGCUGGCCUAUGAAGAUGACCAGGCGUGCAAAGUCCUCAAGCGGGUCUAUCUGCUUCAGCAUACGAACAAGUGGUCUCUACGACAGCGAGAGCGGUGCGCCGAACCUACCCGACCUCCCUCCCAUCUAGACGUUUUACUCCAGGAGAUGAAGUGGAUGCGGACGGACUUUCGGGAGGAGCGCAAGUGGAAGAUGGCCAUGGCAAGGAUCCUCGCAACUGCGUGCGCCAAAUGGCACGCCGCGACUCCGGAGGAGCGUCUUGCCCUUCAGGUUGCGGCACGUCCUCCACCAAAGGACAACGUGGUGCCAGAGGUCGACAUGCAAGAUGUAGACGCCGUGGCCGAUGACGGCCAGCGUAUGCCUGUCCUUGUGAAGGGCGAUUCUGACGUAUCAGGCAUGAAUGAUGAGGUUGAUAUCAUCUCCCCUCAGCCAUAUUCGCGCUUCCGGAGGAUCAGGUGGUAUUCGCUCUGCGUCGAUCUCCAACGUCAGAUCUGCUUUUGUCCGAACUACCUCUCUAUGGCCCGAGCCAUCAUCUACAAGUCGCCGGGACUGGCUUCCCCCGAGAAGACCGAUGUCGCUUUAUUUAAUCCCGAGAUGAAGCCUAUCCGGGACCGCCUCUACGCGAGCCACCAGUUCAGGCCACCAAGCGAGCACCCUAUGCCACCCCAAAGCUUUUACGAAAAUCGCGUUGCGUCACAGUGGACUGCCGCGGAAGACGAGGAAUUGAGGAACUUGGUGACCCAGUAUCAAUACAACUGGUCUCUCAUCUCAGAUAUCCUCGCUCCUCGCUCGUCUUUUGUCUCUGGAGCCGAGAGACGUACCGCAUGGGAGUGCUUUGAGAGAUGGCUUCAGCUAGAACCCCUCUCCGCCGACCUCGCCAAGACCCAAUACUUCCGCGCCUACAACCACCGCAUUGAGAAUGCUCAGCGUGUUGUUGCACAACAGCACCAGGCGGCCACCCAGCAGGCAGCCACCAACGGCCAACCGGCACCAAAACGCCGACAAUGUGUACCACAGCAACAACCUCGCGCCCAACCCCCGACCAAAACGCCCAAGGAUUACAGCAUUAUGAGAUGGGAGCGUGACCAGGCGCUGGCUGAAAAGAUGGCACAAUAUGCGCAGCGCCAUGAGGCGCAAAAGAGGGCUGCCAUGCAAGCGAGACAAAACGCCUCCAUGGCUAACGCCGCCGCCGUCGCGGCUGCCGCCACAGGCCAAGUGCCCCAAAACGCGGCUGCCGCCCAACUCGGCGGCGUCCCUCGUGUCAACCUGCCAAACCAGCUCCGACAUGUGAUGGGUGCCACUUUGGGGCAACCUUCACUCAAUGCGGCCAACCCCGCCCUCGCUCGUCAAAUGCCUCUCAACGGUGUACCCCAAGCGCAAAUCCAGGCCGCCCUUCAGUCACAACAACACAGGAUGCCUCUUGCGAACCCCCAAGAGGCACACGUCAUUAUGCAGGCUCGCCGCAUCUCAGAACAGCAACGCGCAGCCGUGCAGCUCCAGCAUCAACAAGGCGGCACGCCCCAACCGCAGGCAUCUCCUCAGCCACAGGGCCAGCAGCAGGGGCAGCAACCAGCACCGCAGCAACAACAACAGCAACAAUCCCAAGUUCAGAGUCAAGCGCAAGUUCAGGCGCAAGCCCAAGCGCAAGCCCAGGCGCAAGCCCAAGCCCAGGCGCAAGCCCAAGCACAGGCUCAGGCCCAAGCACAGGCUCAGGCCCAGGCCCAGGCAAUGGCACGCGCUAACAGCGGACGGCAGGGCUCUCCUUCUAACGUUAGGAACGGACUCAACAGCCUCAACCAGCAAAACUACUUGGCUAACGCCCAGGCGCGCGGGCCUUCACCUCCCAACCGGUUCCCCCGCCCGCAAGCCGCGGCAUCAACGCUACCCUUGGCCUUUCAGGCGCAGAUCGCGGCACUGGAGGCGCAGUUUCGGCAGAAAAAUCCCGGGGCUACUCCAGAACAGAUCCAAAAGCUUGCUCAAGAACACCUUGCUCGGGUGCUUAUGGCGCAACGAGCAAGCAGCAACAGGCUCAGGCUCAAGCCCGGGCUCAAGCUCAAGCUCAAGCUCAAGCCCAAGCACAGGCACAAGCACAGGCUCAAGGCCAAGCUCAAGGCCAAGCUCAAACCCAAGCUCAAGCUCAGGCUCAAGCGCAGGCUCAAGCUCAAGCUCAGGCGCAAGCUCAGGCUCAGGCGCAAGCUCAGGCUAAGGCGCAAGCUCACGCCCAUGCCCACGCCCACGCCCAGGCUCAAGCGCUUGCCAAGGCCAAGGCUCACGCUCAAGCUCAAGCUCAAGCUCAAGCUCAAGCUCAAGCCCAGGCCCAGACUCAGGCCCAAGCUCAGGUUCAAGCUCAAGUUCAAGCUCAAGCGCUUGCCCAAGCUCAGGCCCAGGCUAAGGCGCAACAGAAACAGCAACAAGCUCCGCCAGCCACGCCAGCGCAGCCAUCACCACAGAUCGAAACGAUUUGUCAAUAUGCUGACUAAAGAAUUCAUGUUCGCGGCUGACGACGCAGGUCGGCAACUCGAUGAUGAUUCUGACCCUGGUGGCGGCGACGUCGCUCAAAGCGAGAUCCCAUCGUCAUGGGCCAUCUUAAUCUCCAUCUGCCUGCUCAUCACGGCGCUCCUGACGAGUUAUCUCCUCCAGCAGAAGAAGAUUCAAGCUGUACACGAGACCGUCAUAUCUAUUUUUGCAGGAAUGGUUGCCAACUUCUUCCAGAAUAUCGGCGUUAUCCUCACCUUCGCCUUUGCCGGUACUUUUCUUUCGGCUAUCGUCAUCGGGUUUCUCAUCUGGUUCUUCUCGCUCUUCCCCGGAACCAUGGAUUUGAGCCUCGUGGAUGCCAUCUCCGUCGGAGCCACCCUCUCGGCCACCGACCCUGUAACGAUUCUGGCCAUAUUUAAUUCGUACAAGGUGGACCCUAAACUCUACACCAUCAUUUUUGGGAGUAUCGUGUCACUUCUAUUCUGCGGCAUCACCAUGAAGCACUACGCUUACUUCAACAUGUCUCGCCGCACGCAACUGACUACCAAGUACCUUUUCCAGGUUCUGGCGCAACUGUCAGAAAAUUUUAUCUUCAUUUACCUCGGACUCUCGCUAUUCACGGAUAACACCCUCGUCUUCCAACCUCCGCUCAUCAUCGUGACCGUUUUGGCGGUCUGCGCUGCUCGCUGGGUGGCCGUAUUCCCGCUCUCGAAAGCAAUCAAUUUUGUCAUCCGCCAUAGGGCUAGGCGCCGCGGUGUCGAGGUUGCCGAUGAACUUCCCUACAGCUACCAAGCUAUGCUGUUCUGGGCAGGCCUUCGCGGUGCUGUGGGUGUAGCCUUGGCGGCUCUCCUAGCAGGCGAUGCGAACUCGGCUGCUCUACGCGCCACGGUCCUGCUUGUCGUGGUACUCACGGUCAUCAUCUUUGGCGGCACGACGGCCCGCAUGCUCGAAAUUCUGGGUAUUCGGACCGGUGUAGUCGAGGAGGCGGACAGCGAUGAUGAGUUUGACAUCGAGUCCUUUGGAGGCUACAAGCCGGGUGAAUCGGACAUUGGAAGCGACAUUGAUACCUCGGACCUCCCGCCAUCGGUACGGAGAUCGCCUCGGCCCCGGGGAAGCCCUAUGCUCGGCGAAGAAAGCGAGAACGCAUUCCGCCGUUCCUCGCCCGCGACCGAUUCUCCAGCUGGUGGUGGUGGUGCAGCAGCUAGCGCGAGAAAGGCCUUCCGGCAGCUGCUUUCGGCGGACGACCCGAGCGUGUUCUUCCGGCAGCUAGACGAGGACUUUAUCAAGCCUACGUUGCUUCUUGACGGUGCAGGUGGCCGGGGAGGUAACGGCCAUGGGUCGAGCGGUGGAGAUGGUCACGGAGCUGGUGGGCCGAGCGGGCAAUGA
Molecule: messenger RNA, 5142 nt
Organism: Parascedosporium putredinis
Lineage: Eukaryota; Fungi; Ascomycota; Sordariomycetes; Microascales; Microascaceae
Source: the annotation of a GenBank genome assembly